This is a messenger RNA of Neolamprologus brichardi, 1675 nucleotides long. It is a transcript of the gene cacul1, whose product is annotated as CDK2 associated cullin domain 1. Gene Ontology annotation, molecular function: protein kinase binding; ubiquitin protein ligase binding. The record is from RefSeq and is a predicted model, not a curated record. NCBI's taxonomy places the organism in Eukaryota, Metazoa, Chordata, Actinopteri, Cichliformes, Cichlidae. Gene Ontology annotation, biological process: positive regulation of protein kinase activity; ubiquitin-dependent protein catabolic process; G1/S transition of mitotic cell cycle.
AUGGAGGCUAUGGAAGAUGACAGUUUGGACGUAAAAGACGACCAUAACCACAACUACCGCGCGAGCGGCAGUAAUAAAGUCCGCACGUAUCUUAGCAGCCAGCUGUCGGAGAUAUCGACGGUCCCGCAGCCCGUCUGUGCGACGGUGCCGGUUGGAGAAGCGGGUACUCGACAAGGGAAACUGUGGUCCGGUGCAACUGGCGGGUCAAAGUUCAUGGACUCGGAUACAGGCAGCGAGAGCAGCGAAGUCAGCGAGACUGACUGCACCGCUCCAGGAGCUGCUUCCGAGGGAAAAUUUGCCCUCGACUCCACUUCCAAGUUCCUUCUGAAUGCAAUGGCAGUGGAGGACUACCGGAAAAACCACUGGCCAAACCUGGAAAAGGCAGUUGACCGUCUGCUGAUUCAGAAUCCCACAGACCACAUCUCUGUUUCUUAUGCACAGAUAUACAGUUAUGUCUACAAGUGUGUUUGUCAGCAGCACUCUGAGCUGCUCUACAAUGAUCUGACAUCAAAAAUAACAGGUCACCUGCAGCAGGUUUCCGCCCAUCUACAAGCUAGCCCACUCGAGAACUUCAUUGAAAAUUUCAACAUUGCACUGACACAAUAUAUAGCUUCUCUUCAGUGUAUAGUCCCUGUCUUUAUGUACUUGAACAAGUUCUACAUUGAGUCCAAACUGAACCGAGACCUCAGAGAGGAUCUGAUGAAGCUGUUUGCUGAUCACGUCGCAGAAAAACACGUGAACACACUGAUGCCUCUGCUCAUUAAAGCUCGGUCCAUGCCCUUUGAAGUGCAACCCUCAACAAUGGCUAGUGUGGUUAAGGGCCUCUACAGCCUCCAACCAGAGUGGGCCCAGCUUGCCCCAGAUCUCUUCUCCGGGUUUAUCCCCCAGAUUAACCCUCCUGCUGUGGAGUCUCUGCUGCAAGACUACGCUGCUCAUGACCAGAAACUACAGAUGGAGCUCUCCAUGAAUGGAUUCCCACGAGGUGACCAGUCUCGCAAACGGGCCAGCGAGGACUCGUGAUGGCCGGCGUCACUGGAUUUGCUGCAGAACUAAUACUGUGCCUCUUAAGUCUUUAUCACAAGUUGUCUCCCUGGACUAGGUACAACGCUAACAGUGCGUCAUCCCUUUUUAACUCGAGGUCACGAAACACUGUGAAUAACAAAGACAGCAUGAUGGGUUGUUGAGCAGAAGGAUUAAAAAAAGGAAAAAGUGGCUCACAGACUUCCAUUUUGGUGCUUUCCUUCUGAUUUCUUCAUCUUCUGCUCAUCUGAAGAGUGCCUUCACAGUGUCCGUCUGACUGAAUAUCAUGAUGAAGCUGACGAUCCAUUCCUAACCUUUAACAUGGAAGUGUCUUGUGUUGUCUUUGAUAUACGGGGCUAAUUAAGACUCUAUUGCUGCUGCUAAUAAUAUUGUUUGUGUGUUAAUAUCAUAAAUCCCUUGUGUCACCCACAUAUUGUGUAUCUCAGUGGCUACAGUCAACACAAAUGAGUGUGGAAAGAAGUGGGAGCUAGGUCACUAAGCUUAGCUAUGACUCUCUUCUUCCUGUUGCUUAAAAUGUCUUAUCAUGCUCAGUCAUCCAGGUAAGUAAUUCCCAAAAAGUUGAUUCUGUUCAUCUGGAUGUAGCGUUUUCAGUGGGAGAAACAUUUUCGUCACUUAUCCCAAGUGACUUCUUCAG